CCUCGCUCAUCUCGCUGCUCUGCACACCGGUCGUCUUCUUGAGAACCUUCUUGCUCUCCCCUCCAGACGUACUGUCCCCCCGAGCCUGGGGCUUUGCGAACCCACUACAACGACGGGAUAGUCACUUGCACGGCAAACUUCAGAUAUCGCUACCGCUAGACGACGGGCUACUUCAUGGCGAUCAUCGACGGAGGCGCCGCGACGGGCGGCGGUGGAGGAGACCAGGAGCUGCUUCGCCUAUGGGGACUCGUCGCGGAGCUGUCCGAGCAGCUGUCGCUGCACCGCCAGGCGGCGAGCGCGUUGCAUGCGCAGGUCGGCGAUCUCAAGACGCAGGCGAUACACUCGCAGACGGGGUUCGUGCUCAGGAGGUUUAACACGGACAAGAGCGAUGAGGAGUACGAGACGGAGCUGAAGCGGAUGAACGCCGCGCUCGGGGAGGAGAACAGCGCGUUGGCGAACGAGAACAAGCAGCUCGGGGCGCUCAUCAAGGAGUACGAGCAAACGCUCGAGAACGUCAUGGACGCGUUUCGCAAACGAGCCCACGAGGUGCAAGUGCGGGAGCUGUCGCUGAUACGCGAGUACGAGGCGCGGUUGAUGGAUCGUGAGGACGCGGAGCUCGGGGCGGCGCUGGGCGCGAGCGCGGCGGUGUCGCAGAGCGUGGGGAGGAUGAGCCGGUUGUUGAGGCGCGCGUUGAGGGCGGCGCAGGGCGAGGACGGGUAUUAUGCGCCGGCGGACGUGCGCGCGCGGAUAGGGGAGGAGGAGUGGGCGGAGGCGGGGGUGAGCGAGUGGGCGCUGGAGAGGGAGUGCGAGCUGGCGAGGGUGGAGAGGGAGAACGAGGAGUUGAGGCGGUUGCUCGCGAUGAGGGAGCAGAUGAGGGCGGUGAGCGUGCCUCAGCAGGGGUCGGGCCAGGCGCGGGGGGCGGGAUUGCCGGAUCUGAGGAAGUGGAUUGGGAGGGGACAGGGGCGGGGGGAGCACGAGCACGAGGUGCAAAGUCAACAUGGGGAGGAGCACAGCCAACAGCGGGAGGAGGAGGAGAAGGUGGAGGAAGCUUUGGCAGAAAAGGAGCAACCCGAGGAAGAGGCAGAAGCAGAAGAAGAGGAGGUCGUUGAGCAGGCGAAGGACGAGCCGACCUACCAGAGCGAGGAGGAGCGAGAGGAGGAUGUCGCGCCGUCACCGAUACCUGUGAACGCGGAACCAGAACCCGCUCCCUGAGAUCUAUCUGGGAAGCGGAUGACGCGUUUCCCCCGCGACGACAGCGGGCAGUCGACCGCAGGCCUAUCUUGGAUCUACCGGUCUAUUCAAGCUCGCAGGCACGGCACGAGAGAUGCGAUUGAUUGUGCGUCGCGCAUCAGGGACUCCGGAUGGGAUCAUGACGAGGCUAAGGUUGGGCUACCACUCUCCGCGGAAGCGUACUGUAACACAUGGUGUGUGCGGUGCAUGUAACUCUAGAAUUCAUCCGCCUUUGGACUUUCUGCGCCAUUGCUGUCUGUGCCGACUGCAAUGGCGAUGCGCACAUCAUGUGGUUAUCAAUUCUACUGUAGUGUAUUGCACUUGGGUGAGAUCGCGAA
Molecule: messenger RNA, 1568 nt
Organism: Punctularia strigosozonata HHB-11173 SS5
Lineage: Eukaryota; Fungi; Basidiomycota; Agaricomycetes; Corticiales; Punctulariaceae
Exons: 6
Coding region: 175-1212 (345 amino acids)
Source: RefSeq, a predicted model, not a curated record